Messenger RNA from Amphimedon queenslandica, 1276 nucleotides. Its product is annotated as transcription initiation protein SPT3 homolog. Gene Ontology annotation, molecular function: protein heterodimerization activity. Gene Ontology annotation, biological process: transcription by RNA polymerase II. The record is from RefSeq and is a predicted model, not a curated record. Lineage: Eukaryota; Metazoa; Porifera; Demospongiae; Haplosclerida; Niphatidae. The transcript is spliced from 14 exons. The coding region runs from base 117 to 1175 and encodes 352 amino acids.
UUUUCUCGAAAUUUUCUUGUUCUUAUUUGUCUCCUUUUCUUUCUAACGCAGACCACACAUCCCCGUACUGUCCUUUCCUUCUAGUUUACACUAUUUUACAAGUGUAGUAUGUCAACAUGUUUCAUUCUGAGAUAUCUGGUAUGAUGCAUGCGUUUGGUGACAUUAAGCAGUCUAAUGUAGAGUCAGUUCAACUCGUUGAGGAAAUAAUAUAUCAAGAAAUAACUGAACUGAUCAGUGAUUCUGUGAAGAUGGUGUCUAGGAAGAAUGGAAAGAGUGUCCUCUUGUCAGACAUAUUGUUUAUAAUGAGGAGAGACAAGCAAAAGCUCCAAGCAGCUGUCAAUUAUUUGAAAAAGAGGAAAGCUUUUUCACAGAUCAGCAACUUACCAGAUGAAGAAGACCUUGAGGAUGAGACACAAGAACCCAAUGCUAAAGCUGUUUCUUCUUAUAGGGCACUGAGAGCCUCCCUUGACUUCCUAACAGAAAAGGAACAAGAUGAAUUAUUGCAAUACAAAGAUUAUGACAUUGAACAUCAGCAGAAGUUGGAUGAACACACCAAGUCGAUGAGCUUGUCCCAGUAUAAUGACUUUACUCAGUCAAGGAGAGCAUCAUUUGUUAACAAGAAAAAGUUCAAAGAUUGGUUGUGUCUCCAGUCAUUGGUUGCUGAUGUUAAAGUUCAUGAGAUUGUCAUUGAGUUAUUAGCUUACAUAGCCUACAGAGCAGUGCAAAGUUUAGUUGAGAUGUCACUGAUUGUCAAGCAAGAACAAAAAUCUUACAUUGUUGAUCCUACCGGUAGCACUGCCCCUUCAACCACUCCCAUUUCACUACCUCAAGAAGUAAUAUCGUAUGAAAAUACACCGUCAUUCCUGACCCCACCCACUGGUGAAGCCACACCCCCAGGAUCACCUAAAAACUCACCAGGGACAAUGACGUCGCCCACUCACAUAAUUACAAAAUCAAGAUCAAGGAAGAGAAGUAGACAAUCAAAGUCAUCAGUUACUGAACCUCCUCUCCAAACUCCGCCCCCAGUUGCCCCGCCUCUCACUGUCCCGCCCACUGCCAUACAACCGGAACAUGUACAUGAAGCCAUACGAAGAUACAUGUGCAGUAUGACUGGACCACACCUACCUUUUACCAGUCAUUUUAUGAAGCAAAAGUUUAGAAACCGCUCUGUUUAAUAUUAUUAUUAUUAUUAUUAUCAUCAUCUAUUAUAACAUUUGUCUGUGAUAAAAAGUAGUUGUUAUUUAUUCCAACAAUUUCAGUCAAUACAAACAGCUAG